This is a messenger RNA of Plectropomus leopardus (leopard coralgrouper), 2574 nucleotides long. It is a transcript of the gene gde1, whose product is annotated as glycerophosphodiester phosphodiesterase 1. The record is from RefSeq and is a predicted model, not a curated record. Gene Ontology annotation, molecular function: glycerophosphodiester phosphodiesterase activity. Gene Ontology annotation, cellular component: plasma membrane. Gene Ontology annotation, biological process: ethanolamine metabolic process; N-acylethanolamine metabolic process; phospholipid metabolic process. Lineage: Eukaryota; Metazoa; Chordata; Actinopteri; Perciformes; Serranidae.
UCUUUAGAUACAUUUCAUUUAGAUUUUUUAUUAAAUGAUCACUUGAAUCCAAACAUGUAAACUUGCUGUAAUAGAUGUUCAGUUGGCGGAAGCGACGUGUGACUCGCGGCAGCGCUGUCAUAUCCGCCGCAGAGAGCAACCGUGAAGACAACCGAGGCUGAUGGACAACCGAUGUCCUGUUUAUCUUGUCUUAUCACAGAGCACCUGCAGGUUUUCUCACGUUUUUUUUUAGUAUUUCAUUGAUCUGUUUUAGCCUUUGGGGGAUUUAAUGUUGCCACUCAGCUAGGCGGAGCAUGACCUUAUUUCAGAUAGGACUUUUGGAGAAACUAAACCUCGCAGGACGGGUUAGCUGAGGAGGUCCUCUCAGAGACUGUAUGGGCGCAGCCGGCUGACAGGCGGCGGGGCUUCAUACUCAAGUCGGAGAGACAACGGAGGACAGCAAUGCAGCAGCUGGGAGAGGAAGUCACCCUGUACUCGGUUGUCUUCGUCUUGGUCCUGCUUGCGACCCGGAGCCCGGUGUGGACAACCGCCCUCACCGCCUCUCUCUACUUAUUCAUGAUCAUGUUCCGGUUCCCGCAGCUACCGAUCAGCCGAGUCCGGCAGGUGCUGCACCCGGCCAAAGGCACUGUGGGCUCUGGCAAGGUGUCGGUGAUCGCUCACCGGGGCGGUGGGCACGAUGCGCCGGAGAACACGAUAGUAGCCAUCCGGGAGGCCAGUAAGAAUGGGGCUACAGGUGUGGAGUUGGACUUGGAGUUCUCAGCAGAUGGUGUCCCCAUUCUGAUGCACGAUGAGACUGUGGACCGGACCACCAAUGGGUCAGGAUCACUCCGCCAGAUGAAGCUGUCCGAGCUGGGUAAACUGGAUGCAGCUGCUAAACAUCGACUCAGGCACAAGUUUGCUGGAGAAAAGAUCCCGACUCUGAAGGAGGCGGUAGAGGAAUGCAUCAAACUGGAGCUCACCAUCUACUUUGAUGUCAAAGGUCAUCCAGAUGAGGCAGCCGCAGCCCUUAAAGAACUGUAUAAAAGGCAUCCAGUCCUCUACAACAGCAGCAUCGUCUGCUCCUUCGAGCCCAAAGUCAUCUACAGGAUGAGGCAGAGCGACCCAGAGGUUGUCACAGCUUUGACUCACCGACCUUGGAGCCUGAGUCGGUUUGGAGACGGCACCCCACGUUUCUCGUCUCUAUGGAAACACCACUGGAUGACACUAAUGGACGUGGUGUUGGAUUGGGCGCACCAUCACAUGCUGUGGAAGCUCUGUGGCAUCUCAGCCUUCCUCAUACAGAAGAACUUUGUCUCACCGGACUAUGUCCAGUACUGGGCCCAGAGGGGGGUGGAAGUGGUCGCCUGGACAGUAAACACUAAAGUGGAGAAGGAUUACUACCAGGAGCUGCUGCAAGUCAACUACAUCACAGACAGCCUGGUGGAAGACUGUGAACCCCAUUACUGAGAGACGACCCAGCACAGGAUGUAUUCACACACAUGCUCAUUACAAAGAUCAAAUCCAUGUGAAAGGACCAUUUCACUGUCUACUCAUCGUUACCCAUCAUGUGGUAUCAGGAAUGAGAACUAAUGCCACUCCUUUAUUCCCGUGCACACUGUCCCUUUGUGCAGGUUUAUUUGAGGCAGUCAAACUGACUGUGAAUUGGUGCCAUAUGUAAGAGGCAUGACAUGCAUUUCUAGACAUUUUGGAAAUAAGUGUCUAUACUGGACCUUAAUCAAAUGUACUGUACUAUAUUCACAAACUCAGGACUGUAAUGAUUGUUUUUUUUCUCAGUAAUUGAGUCUGUCUUUGAACUAAUCACUGUCUGUGCUUUUUAUUUGGUAAAGACCAUUAAUCUGAAGUAAACAACCAAGAAAUGUUAUUACUCAUGAAAAACAAAUACUUAUUUCAGACUAACACAGAUAAAGAUUUUAUAUUGUUCACAAAUGCACAUUAGAACUAAAAGAAUUAAAUAAGACAAAUGCACAGUGAAAAAAGGAGCUUCUCAUUUUUGAUUGUGAUGACUGCAUUAAGCACAGUCCAUAGCAGGUCCAUAUUGUACUGUAUAUACACAAUACAAUAUAAUUGUCAUACAUUUUAAAAUUAACAUUAAGAUUUAAGAUAUAUAUAGUGUUUGUGUGAGAAACAUGAUUUGGUUUCAUGGUAACAGAAUCAUAGCAUAUAUUGUAGGGUUAACUAUUGGUGCUUUCACAAAAUAUUUCAUCUUUAAGAUGUUCGAUAAAUAACCAGUCAUGUGGAUAUAAUAACUAAGCAAGUAAAGGCAAAUAAUAAUAAAAAGUCUGGUAUGUUCAGAAAAUAACAUCACUUUACUGUAAUACAGCCUGUAAAACCAGGAAAAGACAACACUUAAACUAUUAUGAUAUCCCAAAAUUAAAAAAAACGAUAUCUGGUCUCUUUUCAGGAUAUCGAUACAAUAUCAAUAUAUUGCCUUUUGAAAAGUUUUCAGACUCGACUGUGUUCUGAGCAUGUCGAUAGACUACUUCAGACCCAAAUAUUUGCCUUAUGCUCAUUUGAUGUAGGCUUAAUUUAAUGAGGAAUACUUGACAAUUUAAAAAUCAUUAAAAAGUUUAUUGA